Penicillium cataractarum is the source of this 1491-nucleotide messenger RNA. RefSeq lists its product as uncharacterized. The transcript has 3 exons. NCBI's taxonomy places the organism in Eukaryota, Fungi, Ascomycota, Eurotiomycetes, Eurotiales, Aspergillaceae. Bases 1 to 1491 code for a protein of 496 amino acids. The record is from RefSeq and is a predicted model, not a curated record.
AUGGACAUGCUCUUUGGGCGAAAGCCCGCCGUGGAAACGGUCCCGGGCGAUCGGGUGCUACCGCUUCACUUCUUCGAAAACAGUCUGCUUGUCCAGGGCAACAAUAUGGCCGUGUCAUUGGUGUUUGACGCGGUGCUCGACCCGGAGAAGUUGCGACAGUCCCUCGAAGGCCUGGUCAAGCGGGAAGGGUGGCAAAGGUUGGGAGGUCGGCUGAGGAAGAACGCCUCAGGCAAUAUCGAAUGGCACAUCCCCGCUGAAUUCACAGCGGACAGACCCGCAAUAACCUUCGCGCACGUCGACCAUGGCAUGCCCGCUGCUUCACAUCCGGCAGCGUCCCGAAUCCCAAAACCAGAAAGUCAGCCCGCCGUCGUCGGCGAUCCAGAUGACCUAGAGGGCCUGGCAUGGGAGCCCGGAUACAAGCCAAAUGGGAUCAAGGACUACCUCAACUCCGAUAUACCGGUCUUGGGCCUACGCGUCAACUCCUUCACCGACAAGACUGUUGUAGUUUUGCAGUGGCAGCACGUUGCCUUCGAUGCGCUGGGCAUGCAGUAUGUUAUCGAAGGUUGGAGUGCCAUGCUCUGGGGUAAAGAAGCCGAUAUCCCGACUCCAUGCGAAAUCGACCCGGAUCCAUUCGACGCGCUUGCUCGGGGGACACGACCUGCCACGGAAGAGCAUAUCCUAGCAGAGAAGAAGGUCGGGUUGGUAAGUUUGGUCAAGUGGGGGCUGGGGUAUGGAUUUGAUAUGCUCGUCCGAGCCAAGGAGAACCGCAUGGUUUGUGUGCCAGAGACGUAUUGGCGGCCGCAAUUGGAAAAGGCCUUAGAGGAGCUCCGCGCCGAGGCAGUCGCAGCGGGCGAAGACCCGUCAAAGGUGUUUCUGACUGAGAAUGACAUUUUGACGGCCUGGAUCCUUCGUUGUGUGGUUGGCCAGAUGGGAAUGGACCCCAACCGGACGGUUGCUGCCUCCAUCGCCAUGUCCCUCCGCAAAGCCUUUGAGGGCGACCUUAUCCCUGCCUCUGCCGAACACCCCUACGUGGGCAACGCCUUCGGCUGGGCGAACGCAAUCGUUACCGCAGGCGAUAUCACCUCUAAGCCACUAAGUUGGCUCGCACGCCAGCUUCGGCGUGCGAUUAACGAGCAAGGCACGCGCGCUCAACACGAGGCCUACUACGCCCUUGUACGCUCAUCUGGAACCGGUCUGCCCAUUGUCAUCUUUGGAGACGGUGGCAUGGCUCAAAUCGGCUUUUCCAACUGGUCUAAGGCUGGUCUCUUCGAUUUAGACUUUGCCCCGGCUCGCAAGGACUCUCAGGAUGUCAUUGUGCCGUGCAGGCCUUCGUAUGUCCAAGAGAACCACGGUCCUGUGAAACCCGGCGAUGGUUUCUUCGUGUUUGGCAAGGACGCGAAGGGGAACUACUGGACCUCAGCGUAUAAGGUGAAGGGCCAGUGGGAGAAGUUCGAGGAGCAGCUGAAGAAGGACUUGGAGAUGGAUGCAUGA